Molecule: messenger RNA, 1231 nt
Organism: Protopolystoma xenopodis
Lineage: Eukaryota; Metazoa; Platyhelminthes; Monogenea; Polystomatidea; Polystomatidae
Source: the annotation of a GenBank genome assembly
CGGCACCCACGUGUCAAAUAUUUUGACUGUUUAUGUUGUUGCAUUGGGUGUUUUUAUAUUUAUUUGGGUGGUUGUUUCUAUUUUAUUAAAAAUGGUCAUCAGAAAAAGGGGACUAAAAAAGGCGUUUAGUCGAGGAAGUUUUGAGUUACUAGAGUAUGGUUUUUUGUUUUUAGCUAGUUUUUUUGUUAUAAUUUUGGUAGUUUUAAAUGUAAUUGUUUUGCGGGAUAUGGUAGGCGAUGUUGGCAGUAAAAACUUAAAUAGUAUAAAUGUAACCGGCCACCAUGGAAAUAAAGAACAGUUGAUGACCAGGUUUGAUUCAUACAUUGGUGAUUUGGUAAAAGUUGUUGAUCAUGAGUUGAGUCUUCUUGUUAAAAAAUUUUAUAUUUUAAAUAUAACAUCGGCUGAUGUUCUUCAUUCAUUUAGUGUGCCGUCUGCGGAUUUGAAGGUAGAUGCCGUACCAGGGCGUAUAAAAAGAGUUUGCUUAAGUUGUGAUAGUGUUGGGCUGUUUAUUGGCUAUUGUAGUGAAUUUUGUGGGUCAGGUCACUCCUACAUGCCAAUUGCGGGGUUUAUAAUGAUAACUGCUUUUCCAAUAAUUUGUUCUCUUGGUGUGUCAAGAAUAUUAGCUUUGAGUGUAAUUUUUCUAAUUUUUUGUAUUUCUAUUAUUGUUGUUGCGUAUAUAGAAUCUCCGGUUUGGUGUUGUUUUGAUGAAACUAUGACUAGGUCGCUAAUGAUUCCAAUUGUUUAUAUAAAAGAUGAUUUGGGCGAGGAUGCAAUAUCAGACCCAUACGGUAUACCACUAUUGGGAGUGUUUGUUUUGUUAUUGUCGUCUUUUUGUGUUUCAAAUUUUGAAACACACAUAGAGGCACAUGAAAAUAGUUUUUUUCAAAAUCUUGUGCUAGAAAAAUCUGGUGUUUUAGGUAAAUCAUGGGUGUUGUUGAAUACAAAAAUUGUCCUGCGUGUGUUGUUUAUUCUUCGUGAUAUGGUGUAUAUUGAAUCCUGUUGUAUGUUGCUUGUUUUUGUUAUUAAAAUCUAUUAUCAUGUCUAUGUUAAUAAGGUGAUUCUCACUCCUAUUCUCAUUAGUGUAUGUUGGUGGCGUUUAUAUAAUUUUAAUGUUUGUUUCUGUUCAUUUGCAAAAAGAUCAAAUGAUUGGUGGGGUAGAUACACCAAUAGUGCUCUUAUUGUUUUUUGUUCCUUUUUUGUUUAUUGGGCAGUUUUGUUGAAAAAAGGAUAG